Ylistrum balloti is the source of this 2680-nucleotide messenger RNA. RefSeq lists its product as uncharacterized. The transcript is spliced from 6 exons. Bases 110 to 1495 code for a protein of 461 amino acids. NCBI's taxonomy places the organism in Eukaryota, Metazoa, Mollusca, Bivalvia, Pectinida, Pectinidae. The record is from RefSeq and is a predicted model, not a curated record.
CCUAGACUACAUUCAUUGCGCUCGUAGGAAAUCUCGCCGGUGCAGAAAUUGCAGUUUGGAUUUCGGACAGCUUGUAAAACCGAAGAUCAUGUAAACGUGUCCAGUAUCAAUGGAAAUGAGGUGGUGUAUGUUCUUUGUUUACACCCUGAUUGGCGUGUCACAUGUUGAAGGAGCUAACACUAGAGUCCCGGGGUGUUCUCAGAACCAUGUUCGGAUACGGAACAGCAAGGUCUGGCAGAAGGGACCUGAGGCGGAAACGGACGAAAUGCCAACCAGUGGAUACAGGUUAGAAGUAACAAAUACCGGUCCUGCAGUUUUGGAUUCAAAAAUACAGUUUUUGGCAAAAUUGUUCAACAAGACGGGACACCUGGCUGAUUCUACAUUAUUCCUGUAUGUUUGGAACAAUAAUGCAGAUUUUCAGGAGUUAAGGAAAGAAGAUAACUUUGAAGCAAAUAUGACACAAACCUAUAGCUUUGUUAUACCCACAAAGUACAAGAUGCAGGUGUGUGUGUAUUCCAAAGAGGAGAAAUUAACUCAUACUAAGUACCACUUGGUGGCCAGAGGGGACACUCAUUUCAUACUCACAUCAACAUUGAAUGGAAAGAUGGAUUUGAAACAAAAUCUAACUCAUCAGAAAAGUAAGAAAAUACUAGCGACAAAUACCCCGAUUUAUUUCACUAUGAAUCUGACUGACAAGUUCCAGACAAAACCAACAUCCUCUUUCCACUGGUUUAGCGGAAAAAAAUUACUGGGUGAGACAUCAGUACCAAAAUUUGAGUUCAUAUCAAAGAAUGCAGAAACAGUGGAGAAACUAUCAGUUUCUGUCAGUACAUCUCUGGAUGAUUUCAUUGAAAAGAAAGGAGAAUGGUCUGAAGAUGUGCAGAUGAAAAAUGCAAUUCAGUGGGUGAAAUGGAACAUGUCAGGAGGUUGUACUGUGGAUGUAGAUGACCUAUUGAACCUGACUGUGUUCUACCAGGCAAGCAAUCCAACAGUGAUUUGCUGGGAAGUGUGCAAGGCUAAUACAAAUUCAAGUAACUGUAGCAACACAACAUGUGAACCUCCAGUGACAGGAAACAGGAAGCAGAUUAACAUUCAAGUCGGAUUCUCCCAUGUCGGACUUUACCAUAUCCACUUGCGACUAGAGAACGAUGUUAGUCAACAGCACUACAGGACACGUGCGGUACAUGUGUAUGAUGCAGAUAAUUACAGUUCCCAUGGAUUAGCUGUGCCCAUCGUCUUCAGCUGUCUUGGUGUGUUCAUUCUACUGGUGUCGUCUGUAUAUAUGGUGCGAUUGAAGAGAAAGCCACAUGUGGAAACUGCUGAUUUUGAUUUCCACCCGUCCUUAAACAGGGACCAGCCCCAUCCAUUUGUAACAGGGAUUAAAAGAACUAUUAGUCUGGUUUUUCAGCCAAAGCAUUCCUAUGGUUCCUUACAGCAGCCCACAACCACAGCGUCGAAAUACGGAUCCACAAGUGGUGACUAUUCCCCGUUGUAGUGAUGAAUAUUUGUUAAAAAUAAAGAUUUAAUCAUAAUUUUUUAUACUGCUGUUCAAGACAACAGAUUUUAAAAUUUUACUGAAUUAAGCCAUAUGCAGGAAUAUAAUGGCUCAUUCUACCAUUUCAAUUCUGUUUGUAAAAAUUUUUACUGAUUUUGAUAUCUGUGAUGAACUGGUGAUGGCUGUGUCCUAUACAAUGUUGUUGUGACGCAAUGCAGAAUACCUUUUGUAAUAAAGACUUUCAAUAUAACACAUAUGAACAGAACAAACUCUUGCCCUGGUGUUAGUUUCGGGCCUGUCACAUGCUAUAUACAGCAGCUAGAGUUAGGUGACUUGCCGUUUUAACCACAAAGAUCAGUCUUAGCUUAAGAUUUCCUAUCAACAGAACUACUGAAUGGUGUAUUUCUUUCAAAGAAUACAAAGAUGCUAAUGUCAAUGUUUCUACUAAAGUUUAAAUUUCAGUGAACUCUUAAACUGCUUCUCGAUAUCUAGAUACUGUACAAUUUACUCCACCAAUAUCAAGUUUUAAAGAGAAAGUUGUGUGUAACAGUUUACUAAGUAUUCAAAUUCAUCUUUUGUAAUGCAUGGAAGAAUUUGAAAUUUCCUAAUCAAUUCAAUACUGUUUUGAAUUUCUGUAUUCACAAUGUAAUAGAUUUUUAAAUAGACUACUUUUCCAGUUUGUAUUUUUUGCUUGCCCUGUGAUACAAAGUUACUUCACAAUAAAUGUUAAAUGAUAAUUUGCAAUAUUUGUGUAAUUGUCAACCUAGUGUUAGUUGUGACCACUGAUAUAUCAAUGUCUCUUCAUAAAACGGUAUUGUAGUCGUAACCCAUUUACUUGAAUCAGUAUUACAUUUUUGAAACUCUGUAAUACAUUUAAUGUUGUUUACAGCUUCUCAGCUUUAUAUCAUGGUUAUACAUUAUUUUAUCACAUUCCUCAUUCAUUGAUCAACUCUUUUAUGCAAUCUUGAUUUUUUUUCGAACACAUGUAUCAUCUUCCUCAUCUUUCACAAAUUACAAUUUCAUUCAUUCAUUCAUUCAUUCAGUUAUGGAUUGAUCAAGUGAAUAAUUUUAUCCUCGAUAGCCUCUAACAUGCUAUAUUUUAUAUUUGAUGUCUCAUAACUCUUAUACAGGUACUAGAUGUUGUACACAAGUAGUAGAUGUUGUACACAGGUAGUAGAUGUUGUA